AUGAGCCGACCUGUCGAGGAGAAUCCUCAGGUGGUUUCAACCGAGGACCUGUCGCUCUCAGUCCCAGUUUCACGGUCAACUAAGCAGAUCUGCGAUGCUGCCACGUGGCAAAGCUCCAAUGGUGAAGAUGAUUCUCCUCUGGCUGGCACUGCACUCUUCGCCUCCGCGUCUCAAAAAUCGCAAUUCUCCCCAACAAUUCCUCAAAAUUCACCGCCCUUCCCAACAGAGUCUCAAGAGUCAGAGGCAUUCUCCCCAGCCACAAUCAUCCUACUCCUCCCGGAUGGUGGGGCCCACAUUCUCACCGAACCAGUCACUGCAGGUGCGCUCCUGCAAGGGUUUUCCCAUGGCACAGCCCUCGUUUCAGUCACAUCGUGUUGCAGCACCCUUCCGCCUGAAGAGAUGCUGCGAUUGGGGAGCACAUACCAUGUCGUGUGUCCCAGAGGUAGCCAUGUACAGGGUGUGCCUCUUCCUUGUACCGCAUCCAACCACACCUCGUCCCACUGCACCGUCGGCCACCAUGCCACACCCCAGCAUACCGCAUCCCACCGUGCUGCAUCCGCCUGCAGCAGUCUCCUGGAAAGCACGGAUUUGAGCACCAGCAGGGAUGCAGGCCGCUCUGACGCUGCUUUUGGCAAGUCCAUAUCCCUGCCAAGGGAAGUGCUCGAAGCAACAGAGGUGAAUCUCUGGAGGGAAAAGGAGCAGCAGCUGAGGCACGGCUGUCCUUCUUCCCCCCUGCUAGCAGAGGGUGAUGGUGACGAUGAUGAUGGAUCUGGUGUAGCGGAUUGCUGGACUGCAGAGGAUGUGCCAACAGAGGUAGACGGUGAGGAGGACGAGGAGGAGGUUGAAGAGAAGGCAGUGGCAGCAAAGGCUCCAGCAUGGGGAGCAGAGUCAUGGGGUGCCGACAGCAGUGUGAUAAGAAGCAGCAGCAGUGGCGGCGGCGCUGGUGGUCGGACCAGCUGUGCUCUGAUUGGCCACGUGUCAUCAGCAGCUGAAGCUGCUGACGUGGCAGCUGGGGCAGCUGCAAGAGUGCGAGCCAUGGCUCUGCAGGCCGCAAACGAGCUGGUUGAAAGUUAUCGCUUUCCAGGAAGCUUCACCUCUCUUUCCCGACCCCCCACUGCUCCUUGUGCACUCCUGGGACCUGGCAAUACACGUGGAAACCGACCUGGUGAUUUGCCUGGUCGUCUCGCAUAUGCACCACAGCGAGGUGGCAAUGGCUUCCCUGACUUGCAGUAUGGAGGGGGUUCAAUGGCAAAUGCUGCAUCAGACAGGAUUGCUGUGGCGCGUGCAUUGUCAGCAUCGUUGGAUGGUAGCUUGACUCAACAAGCAGCAAGGGAUUCUCCAUCCGAGUUGGAGUAUCGGGAAUGCCACUUAUUCCCCCAUGGCAGUGUGCAUGGCACGAGGCUCGCGUCAGACACCAAUGCGUGCGUAAUGGAAGGGAAUGGCACACCCUGCAGGGUCAAGCCUGGCUGUGGAAGCCUCGAUUCGCGGCGUGAUUACGUCGAGGAGAAUGAGCCUUGGAGCAACCAAAGUGACGUUGCGAAUCCCGUCGUUGGGUGGAGCCAGAACAAGCAGAACGGCCACAAAAGCACUGUGAAACACACUCAAGCUUCUCACUCUGGUGAUGGUGGUUCACAGGCAAAUGUUGUGAGAUCUGGAGUUGGAGAACCAUGUGAGGCACUGGGGAGUAUGGUUCUGAGGCGGGCUGCUAUUCCCGCGUUGCUGUCGUCAAUGAAUCCUCCCAGAUCUCCGUCUAGCCCGCUCUCCCCAAGCUUCUCUGCUUCGGAGUUAAUACUAACAGGUAUCCUAGUCGCACCAAUGGGGAUUGUCCUGGGUCGGAUCAACGUGGAGACGCCGCAAUUCACGGUGGAGGCGAAGACGGAUGCAUUUGAGAUUCGACGAUACCCUCCGCAGAUGGUGGCAGAAGUGACGUACGAUGGCGACCACCAGAACGGCAUCAACACAGCCUUCUCCGCGCUAGCAGGGUACAUAGGCGCGCUCUCCGCUCCUCAGAACCGACCUGCACCUGCCACUUCGCACAGCCCAGGGGAGGGGGGUGAGAAGAUUGCGAUGACUGCUCCUGUGCUCACACACGCUGUAGUAGAGGGGGAAGGAGGAGGAGGAGGAGAAGGAGGAGAAGGGGAUGGGGCAGGGAGGCACACUGUUGCUGGAGAGAAGAUUGCGAUGACUGCUCCCGUGCUCACACACUCUGGAGCAGGGGAAGGAGGAGGUGGGGAGGUGGGAGGGAAAAGCAGCUCUGCUGGUGAGAAGAUCGCCAUGACUGCUCCUGUGGUGACAGGCCCCACCUCCUCUCCUGGCAAGACCACGAUGCAGUUCCUCCUGCCAGCGUCCCUCACACCAGCCACCACGCCCAUCCCCACCAACCCAGCAGUCACCAUCCAUCAGCUGCCGCCGCGCCUCCUGGGUGCUGUCACUUUCUCAGGCCUCACAACGCAAUCUGUGCUGCAGCACAAGUCGCAGGAACUGCGGGCGGCGCUAGAAGCAGGCGGGUAUAAAGUUUGUGGGGAUUAUGUGGUUGGACGGUACAACCCGCCGUUCACUCUGCCGUUUAUGAGGACGAACGAGAUCUUGUACCCCAUAGAAGGAUAA
Molecule: messenger RNA, 2607 nt
Organism: Closterium sp. Yama58-4
Lineage: Eukaryota; Viridiplantae; Streptophyta; Zygnematophyceae; Desmidiales; Closteriaceae
Source: the annotation of a GenBank genome assembly